AUGACGACACGCAAAGACGCGCCAUUCGUGGUUUCCUCUCUGGGACGUGUUCAAGGAGGACAACUGAGCCGUGAUAACAACCCAUCACGUGAAUCACUCACAUCUCAUCCACUAUUAUCUCCUCCUCCAACAUCUACAGGCAGCGGGAACAACAGUGCUGCGGAUAUCAACAAUCUGAGAGCCCCUGCGACGACAGUCUCGUCACCUCAGCCACUUUCAGGAUCUCCAACAGAGUCCUCGUCACCGAAAUAUGUUCCUUAUACGCCUAGACACCGUGUAUCGACCUCGCAGGUGACGGCCCAACCAUCGCCCCCCACCGCCGGUGCCGCAGGAAGUGCGACUCCUCAACUACAGCUUCAAAAUCUGAGAGCUGCAGCUCAAGAUGCACAACUUACGGCUGGGAGCGUUGGCUGGGCGAUUUGUGAAAAGCUCUACCAAGAAGGAGAAGGCACGGAUUGGGAAGAUAUAUGGUCCGCUGUGACGUCUAAUAGAGCCACGCUCUUAUUGCCAUUAGAUCAGACCAUCCCCAAUGAGAACAUCACGCCAGAUUAUGUUCGCGAUCACAUCGUGUAUUGCACAGGCCCUACCAACCGGAACAUUCCUGUCGUAACACUUUCAGGUCUGCGAGGAUCAAUAUCAGACAAUACUCUUACUUUCCGGUCAUUCAUUGCACCUACUUCUCCUCAAUUCCAAUCUCUAACGGCAAUUGCAUCUCGCAUGUCCGCUUUAGCGGCACUCCCUCCCUUGCCCUCACCCCUGGUAGCACCACUCAAACCAGAGUAUCCAGUCUUCAAUGUCCCAGCUCCUCAUACCGAGCUUCCUUUUCCUUCUCAACCGCAACGCAAACCACAGAACAAACCUGUUCUUCCAAGUGCGCGGUUAAACCCGUUCGCAAGUCUCUUCGGUGCGCGUGCAUCCCCAGCAACCACUCCGUCUCCUCUUCCUCCAGCGACACCUGUAGAAGAAACUGAAAGCAAGCCUCAGACGGUCGAUGUUUCCGCCUAUGUUAUUCAAGGCCGAAUCCAGCGCAAGGACGUUUUGCGUGGGAUUGCAAGUUCCGUCAAGGCCGAGCUUCGAGAGGCUUUGACAGGCCUUCCAUCGUGGAUGGUUGAACGGACGAUUGCGUUUACCAACUCAUUGCACCCACCCAUACCUGGCGAAGUCAAGAAACCUGUAGCACGACAAACAUUGAAGAUUACAAUACCUGAACCAGAUAUGACCAAUCAAGAGACGGCUUCAGAGUCUUUCCAAGCAUUCUAUUCAUCGUUGGAAGAGGAGUUGCUAUCAAAGGAAGCAGCAAACUCGGCUGAUCAGCAGACCAACGCACACGAUCCAGCAGCUGAAGAGCGACGGCAUCUGAUGGUGGAAAGAGUAGAACGUGCUAUUUGUGCCUUGUUCUAUGACAGGCUCUUCCGCCAAAAGUCGUCCGACGAUGCAUCACACGAUGCAGCCCUAUCGUCACGCAUUGCUGCACUCAACAUGCUUGACCUUGGCCUAGAACAUCUCGGGAUUGAUGUGGGCAAAGCCGGCACGCAAGUGAUGGCUGUAGUAACUUCUGUUGGGCAGGUGUUACAAGGUCUCGAAGACGCCUCUUGUAGAGCGCCAGUCGACAAGGCAGCGAUCAUUGUGGCUGCCCACAACUCGGCAGUUGAAGGCCUAUCGAAACUCCCCCCAAUUCGCCUGAAACCAGAUGAUGAAAUGGUGGAUUCCGAACCAACGCCCAUGGCCUCUCAGUUCAAACCCAUGAGCCCAAAGCCAAGCCAUGCCCUCGACAGCUCCCUAUCUACACUGCCAGAGGAGAGCUCUGCGCAACCAUCACGAGAAGCUAGUGAAGCAGCCUUGGAGGAUAAGACAGCUCCAGCUCCCGAGUCGUCUCCCUCAGAGGACGCGAAAUCAUCCAAGACUCCAGUGGCAUCCGACAUUCUCCUCCCAUUCAUCAUCUAUGCCGUCGUCAAGGCAAACCCGCCAGAGCUUGUCUCACACCUCCUGUAUACUCAACGUUAUCGAAUGCGCUCUGGUCAGGGAGGUGAAGAGGGGUUUUGCCUCAUCAACCUGCUCGCUGUGGUCGAGUUCCUAGAGAAUGUCGAUCUAGCAGCACUAGGCUUAGCUGACAGUUCCAGGGUGCUGAGCGUUGCGGACCUCUCACCGCUGCCACUGUCACCAAAUGCAGCCAUCUUCCACAGUGACGGUCCUGGAGGCUCCCCAACUUCACCUCUGAGCGCGGCGGCACGCCUAAGGGGACGUGUUAACCAACAGGUUGAAGAACUUGCCGGUUCAGCGAAUAAGGUGUUCACCGACGUGGUAGAUUCCUCGUUUUCUGCGAUCAAGGGUCUCUUGUCGGUCAACAAUGGCAACGAAGGCGGAGCUGGUGCUGCGGCAGGCAAUAUUGCGGAAAAGCAAUCACCAUUGACCGCUCAGAUUGCAGAGGUCGCGCCAUGGAACUAUCAGCGACCAGGCUUUGGCCUGUUACGGCGAGGGACCGAGUUCACAAUCGCGAGCGUGACCUCGACGCUUCCAGCACUUCAUCGGGUUACUACGGGUGUCCCAUCACGACCCGGCUCGAUCAAGGUCGGCUAUGAGAGUGGGAGAGUGAUGGAGGCACGGACGAAGAAAGCAGGGAUGCCUGAUCGGGCGCCGAGUGCUACUGGUGCGAGAAGCGACGCGAGAAGCAUUAGGAGCUUUACGAGCAUGAUGAGUGGAGAGAGCAGGGACAAGAAGACUGCACACGCCAAUGCUUCUGGGCGAUCAGAGCGCAUGAGUCUGUCGGACCGCCUUGCGAAUGUCUCGGUGCGUAGCAGGAUACCAAGGGAUUCUAGCCCACUCCAUGCACAAUCGCCUGCGUCCAAACGGGCAUCCCUUCUCGGCGUCGCGAGUGCUCUCCCACCAUCGUCUCGACCCAGCUCACCGUCUCCGUCGAUGAGAAUAGCCCCACCUGUUGAACGCUUCCUGGAGUGUGAGCCUGGUGACCUAAGGCUGGCCGAGGUAGGCGAACUCCUCCUAGAAUAUCGGCGAGUGGUAGAAGGACUACGAGCGCUUCAUGGGUUUGAGGACUAG
Molecule: messenger RNA, 3054 nt
Organism: Serendipita indica DSM 11827
Lineage: Eukaryota; Fungi; Basidiomycota; Agaricomycetes; Sebacinales; Serendipitaceae
Source: the annotation of a GenBank genome assembly